Messenger RNA from Linderina pennispora, 711 nucleotides. RefSeq lists its product as uncharacterized. The record is from RefSeq and is a predicted model, not a curated record. The transcript has a single exon. Bases 218 to 700 code for a protein of 160 amino acids. Lineage: Eukaryota; Fungi; Kickxellomycota; Kickxellomycetes; Kickxellales; Kickxellaceae.
GUGCCGUGCCAGGAGAGUGGCAUUGCGCAGCCGCCGCGGGCGCACAUGGCGAGGCCCUCGCUGGUGGGCGGCGAGUUUGGAGCCUUCCAGUUCCCCAGCGGAUUCCGGCGUAGCAGCCUGGGGGCCAUCCAUCCCUCGUAAAUGUUUUAAAUCUGUUUAUUUUACCAGUGCCUACAGUCCUAUUGCGUAUUUGAGAAUCAGCGGGAGCAGAGAGUUGAUGGCGUUGGAUGUAGCCUUCACCAGCUGCCUUUGCGGGCCCUCGGGGACGGCGGAUGACAGGAUGUUUGAGAAUUGCUUGAGCACGGGUUUGAUGGCGGUAGAGAUCUGGCUGAUGAUUUUGGAGGGGGAGAUUUCGCCGUCGUCACCAUCGUCAUCGUCUUUGGCACGGUUCACAUGCAUUGUGGACUGGGAUAUGGCGCGGAUGCCCGUCAUGCCGUCCAUGAUGUCGUUGGCUAGCUUCAUGGCUAUGGCCUUGGCUUCAGGCAGAGAUGGCUCCUCAGCCGAUGCGGGGGCUGGUGCAGAUGACAGGGCAUUUGUAUACGGGCUGAUGGCGACUGGGGUGGCCAACACAGCAGACACGGCAAACACCACAACAGAGAUAAUCUUUGCAAACUUCAUUGUAGAAAUAAAAGGGAGUCAAGGGACUAGCUGGAAAAAAAGAGAUCUAUCUCGGAGGUCAGUGGCCAUGCACCCAUUAUGAAAAAUAUAUAU